UCCUACCCAAAAAGCAACAGAGCGGUCGGACCGGUUGUUUUGGCUGAUGCUUUGAUGAGCACCCCAACUCCGUCUUAAAUUACCAAAACACCUCCCCAAAAAUCCAACAUAAAAUCCUCUAAAUCCCCAGAUUCAGGCAGGACUGACCUCUGCAAAUCGAAAUUUUUCCAGUUUUGAGUUGGAAGAGAUGUUGAUGGGUCAUGCAGACGGUACAUCUGAGCCUCGGUCAUCCAAGGAUCGGUUACUUCCUUAUGCUGAAUCAUCCGAGUUAGAUGAUGUUGACACUGCAGACUGUUCUGAGCAAAUUCUUCACACGGCCUCCUUCGAAGAGCUUGCAAAGAAUAUCGUUAAGUAUGACACUGUUAUAUGGCUUUCUAUAUCGCUGUUGCUGGUUUUAGCUUGGGGAGUUGGCAUCAUCAUGCUUUUAUAUCUGCCCUUUAAGAGAUAUGUUCUUCAGAAGGAUGUUUCCUCACGAAAACUAUAUGUUACGCCAAGUGAAGUAGUUUACAAGGUUUCGAGGCCAUCUUUCAUACCCUUCUGGGGCAUCACUACAAUUGAGAAGCAUGUACCCCUUUCCCUGGUGAUUGACAUCAUUAUAGAACAAGGUUGCUUGCAGUCAAGGUAUGGAAUUCAUACCUUUAGAAUUGAAAGUAUAGCAUGUGGAAAAGCCGCAGCUGUAGAUGAACUACAGGUUCAAGGGGUUUCUAACCCUAGUGGUUUGAGGAAGGUAAUCAUAACAGAAGCUUCAAAAGCCAUACGAGAAAGUGGUGUAAGUUGGAAGCCUACUGCCACCACUGCUGAAGGGGAAAGCAUGGCUCGUACUGGAUCAUUGACCGAGGGACCUCUUGUUUUGAGAUCGCCAUCUAAAAGCUUAAAGAUGUCAGCAUCACCACGCUAUGCUUCAAUAGAACGCAGAGGCAUAGUACCUGGGGAUUUACUACUUAAUAAACUUGACGAAGUCAAUAAAUCUGUGAAGAGAAUCGAGUUGUUAAUUGAGAAGUCCCGUGCACACCCCGAGUCCUCAACUGAAAUGAAGUCAGAUGUACGCUAGGCCUGUGGAUGUACCUUUAACAAACAACAAACAGCAGUGAAAGAAGAGAGAUGUAUAAAUAUUUCUGCAUGUGUCUGUAACUAUUGGAAUGGGUUACUAAGGGCUCCCCGGUUGCCUCGGUUGUAGCUGUACAAGAUGUUGCAACCUAAAAGCGUUUUGAACAGCGGCUCAUCACGAUUCCCUUUUGUUUAUCUUAUGGUAGAGAUUUGCAGUUUCUUACGAUCUUUGUAGUUUCUCAUUGACUGUGAUAUUGCAUAGAUAUAAUUCACCGUAUGAAAUUUCAGUUUUUAAGAUGCAUU
Molecule: messenger RNA, 1350 nt
Organism: Malus domestica (apple)
Lineage: Eukaryota; Viridiplantae; Streptophyta; Magnoliopsida; Rosales; Rosaceae
Source: RefSeq, a predicted model, not a curated record